CACCCCCCCUCUAGCGUUGGUCUAUUAUUCUAACAAUUGGUAUCAGAGCCUGGUUCGCGUCCAAACUUAACCGUUUGAGAGUAAAGCGAUCAUGGGCUCUUCUUCUAGAAAUCUCUAUGCAGGAAUUGGAGAAGGACAAUCAACCUCUAGGCCACCACUCUUUGAUGGCACCAACUACUCUUAUUGGAAGGAACGGAUGAGAAUCUAUAUUCGUUCCACCAACUUCCAAUUGUGGUUGGUGAUUAAAAAUGGCGAAGAAAUCCCUAUGAAGAAAGUGGGAGAAACCACGGUCCCAAAGACCAAAGACGAAUUUGAUGCCGAGGACAUCAAGAAGAUUGAAAACUAUACAAAGGCCAUCAACAUGCUAUAUUGCGCGGUCAACCCCGAUGACUACCGAAAGAUCUCCUGUUGCACAACCGCUAAGGAGAUGUGGGACAAGCUUGAGGUGACGUACGAAGGUACCGAUCAAGUGCGUGAAGCCAAGAUCGAUUUUCUCACCCAAGAGUACGAAAUGUUUCGAAUGAAAGAAGGUGAGAAAAUCGAUGACAUGUUUGACCGGUUCUCAAAGAUCAUCAACGAUCUUCAUGCCCUCAAAAAGACCUACACCAACAAGGAUCUUGUGAGGAAAAUCCUGCGGAGUCUCACACCCGAAUGGAGGUCAAAAGCCGAUGCAACCUACGAAUCCAUCGGAGUCUCCAACGUCACCAUCGACGGGCUAAGAGGUAAUCUUAAAACCUAUGAAUCUACUAUCCUAACCCCGUCUUUGGAUGAACAAAAGAAAAAGGGGAUAGCUCUCAAAGCCACCAAGGAGCCGGUGGAAGAGGCUUCAAGCGAUGACGACAAUGAAUUCGGGCUCGUCAUCAAGAAGUUUCACAAGUUCAUGAAGAAGGAAUUUGAGCGGAAGGGAAGGAAGCAAGACGGUCCUCCCAAGUGCUACGGCUGUGGCGAGAUUGGCCACAUCAAGCCAAGGUGUCCAAAGGCCAAACACGGCAAGGACAAGUCUGGCUUCAAGAAGCAAAGGGCCUACAUCUCUUGGGGUGGCGAUUCCGGCGACGAAUCAACCGACCAAGAGGAGGACGAAGCUGCAAAUCUCUGCCUCAUGGCACACGAAGAUC
Messenger RNA from Cuscuta campestris, 1115 nucleotides. The record is from the annotation of a GenBank genome assembly. NCBI's taxonomy places the organism in Eukaryota, Viridiplantae, Streptophyta, Magnoliopsida, Solanales, Convolvulaceae.